AUGCAAUGUACGAAGAAAGACGCUAAAUGUCUUUGUUUGUGUCCUUUUCCUCUCGCUAUCCUUUCAAUUUCAAAUCGAAUCGAAAUGACAGACCUUGAUAGUACAGAAAUUAUAUCAGCCGAUGAAAGUCUGACGGAGAAUUCAUCUACAACUGUUCCUAAUGCUUCACUAAAAGUGCUAAGUGGCAUCGAUCCUCGGACGUUUGAUAUAAACAAAGAGACAACUAUUGGUCGCGGAAAUCCAUCUGAUUUGAUCAUUUCUGCACCGUCACUUUCGAAACAACAUGCGAAAAUAACAAUAAGUAAUGGACAGUAUUUUAUUACUGAUCUUGGUAGUAGUAAUAAAACAUUUCACAACAAAGUGCAGCUUCAAUCGAAUGUUUGCUAUGCAUUGCAUAAUGGUGAUGAAUUGAAAUUCGGUGAUAUUGUAUGCUGUUUUCAAGAACAAGAACAAGCGAAUUUGAAAAAUGAAAUGGAGCCUGAAGUCAAUAAUAAUCCACCAACACAAACCAUCACAAAUUCCUACGACGAUCAGGAGCCUGCUCAACCAAUCAAAGUCUGGAGUGCAAAUAAAGAGGAUUCCCAUGGUCAGGGCAAUACUGGAUCGAAGCACAAUGGCACUAAUAAUUCUCCUAGUAAAUCAUCGUUGUUUACGCCAUUUUCAUCGUCAGCAAACAUGAAUACUGAUGACGAUAAUCAAAUCAUUGGCUCAACAUCGACAUCAGUGAUUGAACCAAAACAACUGAAUCACAAUGAUCAACUGGAAAUCAUAUCAUCACCACAGGCAAAGAAGAACUUCACGAAUGAAUCGAAAUCACCUGCGAAAAUGGAAGAUACACCUCCUCCAUCCGAUGCGCCAACAGGAAACGAAAAUACUUCGGAAACCGAUAUGGAAACACUAGCGGCUGCCACUAAGCCAAUAGUCAACCUCGAAGAAAAAAUGGAGAAUUCACCAGCCGAAGCAGUAGAACAAGUAGUUGAACCAGACAAUAUUACAGAUGACACACCGGUCGAAAAAGAAAAGCUAUCAGAAAAACAAAUGGAUACCGAUGAAACUAGCGAAUCUCCAGCAAUGGUUGUUGAUGAUAAAGCACAAGAGAAUGUGAAUGAUAUGGAAGCUGAAACUGCUGCACCGGUGACCAGUGCUGAUGCUAUGACUGUCGAUGAAAUAGAUAGAGUGCAACAAGCAGAGAUUCCAUCAACUACAAUGGAACAAGAAUCGACAUCAGAUGGCGAUCAAACACUUCCAGCAUCGUCGACAGAACCUGUAAAACCAAUGGAUGACUCGGCUCCUGUAGAUGAAACAGAAUCCGCAUCAAUAAUCAAGAAAGAAGACCACGAAGAAGAAGAAGCAGGAGACGAAGAGAAUGAGGAGGAGACCGAAGGAGCAGCAGCUGUUUCCGGUCGCGGCUUUCCGCGAAAAACUGCUCGACGUGCGAGAGGUCGACGCGGUGCAGGCGGUCGAGCUCGUGUUAUAAGUACACGUUUACACAGUGGACGUCGCAAUCCAAUCCCAACGCCGGCGACCAAAACGGAAGAAAAUAAUACCACAUUAGAAGAAACAGUUAGCACAGAACCGGAAGAAUCACCAAGCAAAACAGUUGAAACACCCGAAGUUAAAGAACGACGAUCCAGAAAGAAAGAUGAGCCAGUUACUCCUAGCGCAGAAGCUGCAUCUGCUGAUACGAGCUCAAAUGUCCGAGUUUCAGCUCGAAUCAAAGAACGUGCUUCAAGUGGCCGAAACCGGCAAUUUCCAUACGCCAAUGAUUAUGUUGACUUAGACGACAUUGAGAAGCGAUCAAAAGCAAAUGCAAAUGUACCACCUGCUGCUCCUGCUGCAACAACAGCACCAUCACCGCUAACAACAACAAAGUCGCCUGGUCGUCCAUCAAAACGUGGUCGUGCAUCCGCUUCGCCACAAAAGCGAGUUAGUCUUCGUCAACAACCUAUUGAUGCAGUUGAUAAUGGCAAACAAGAAACUGAAACAGAUGUUUACGAACAAAUGGACACCACUGCGGAAACAAAAGAGCCUACACCAAAAGCUGCCGGUCGAAAACGGAAAAGUACAACACCAGUUGCAGCUGUUGCUUCAAAGAGAAGCCGUGCAGCAACACCUCAAACCUUGCCAACGGCAAACACCCGUCGUAAACAAACGACUUCCGUUGAAGUUUCUCCAACAGUUGCUCGAUCAAAUCGACGUACAACUGGUGGACAAAAGCAAGCCCCUCCUCCUGCUGCUGUCUCGCCACCACCACCUCCUCCUUCUACAACAACUACAAGUGUCACCCCGAAACGUGGUCGAAAAUCUGCGAAACAAGUUACACCAAUGCAAGCAUCGCCUGAUAAAUCAAGCAAAACAGCUGAUCGACCUGUUCGUAUCGCCCUCAGUAGUCAUUUGAAUUUUGAUCAAAAUCAUUUCGAAGCAUUACGUAAACUUGACUUCGAAAUUAUGGAUGAAUCUUGUCAUGUUGACGCGCUCGUUGUUGAUCGCAUUCGCCGCACCAAGAAAUUCUUCAUGUGUCUUGCCCGCGGUGCACUAAUCCUAUCACCUUCUUGGAUCGAAGCAAUGGUCAAAGAGAAUCAGUAUAUUCCAUACGAAAAAUAUUUCCUCGAAGAUACCAACGCUGAAACACGUUACGGUUUCCAAUUACGCGAAAGUGUUCGUCGCGCUAAACAAGGUCCAAUCUUUCAAAAUCACAAAUUCUUCUGUACAAAAGACACCUCACCACCCUACGAUGAUCUCAAAGAUAUAAUCGAAGCUGCCGGAGGAAAGCUACUCGAAAAGAUUAAUAUGAAUAAGCCUAGUAAAGAUAUCAUUUGUAUCGUUGCACAAGCUCAUAAGAAUGAAUAUGAAGAUCUAUUUCGAAAAGGAAUUUCCAUUGUCAGUGAAGAAUUCAUUCUAAGUGGAAUAUCGAAACAAAAACUCGAUUUCGACUCUUUUUCUUUAUUCCAAAAUGCUACAACAUCUAAAACCAAUCUCGGCAAAUAA
Molecule: messenger RNA, 2988 nt
Organism: Adineta ricciae
Lineage: Eukaryota; Metazoa; Rotifera; Eurotatoria; Adinetida; Adinetidae
Source: the annotation of a GenBank genome assembly